Messenger RNA from Tilletiopsis washingtonensis, 1872 nucleotides. RefSeq lists its product as hypothetical. Bases 269 to 1624 code for a protein of 451 amino acids. The record is from RefSeq and is a predicted model, not a curated record. The transcript has a single exon. Lineage: Eukaryota; Fungi; Basidiomycota; Exobasidiomycetes; Entylomatales.
UCAGAGCGGGCAUCCACCGCGGCUGGAUGUCGCACCUCUUACUGAUCAGGAGUGGGGCAGUCGGACCAAGUGGCCGGCAGAGAGCAGAGGCUGCUAGCUUCUGGGAUGAGAUGCUCCUGAGCCGUCGUGUGCGUGGGGUGAGAGACACGCGCGGCGCGGCUGGACCCCUACGCGAGCCCGCGCAAAGGCAGCCACCGCAUCCGACGGCCGCGCAGGCCGUCGCUGCUCGGCCUACAAGCAACGCAGCAGCAACGGCGCCGGCCUCUCCAUGCUCAGCCUCGCACUGCACCGCUGGACAAGAGUCGCCAGCUGCUGCACGCUGGCCGCUGCUGCCGGCGGCAGCGAGCGUUGCGAGCGCCGGUGCGGUGCGGUGCGGUGCGCCGCGCAUGCCCGCUCCCGGCCCCCCCAUCACAGGAUCAGCGGCCCGCACCGCCCAGCAGGACAGUCACUGAGCGCCGCGGAUGCUCAAAAGGAAGAGUGCAUCGGGCCUGCUGCCGUCCUGCAACUCGUUCUCUCCCUCUCUCGAGCCUCUCUGCCGCAACCAAGUCGACUGCUGCACCCCACAGCGCUGCUUUCAGGCCAGGCAAGCGCCACGUCAGCCGUGCGCCACAGCCCCGCGCCACGCCUGCCACGCAGCAUCAGACGAGCGCUGCGCCGCGUGAUGGCACAGCCGGCGUGCCGCGCCGCUGAGCCCCUCGCCCUCGCCGCCCCGGCGCUGCUGCCCUUGUGCGUGCCGGCCGUGCGCCGCAGCCAGCCGGGCGUGGGCGCAGCAUCAUCCGCGCCAGCCGCCGCCGCGGCGCGUGUGCCGCGUGCGCGUCUCGCCUCGUCGCCCUGCAUCCUCGGUGCUUCUUCCUCGCCAUCCACCACGAGCUCGCAUCCGCCGCCGUCGCCCUUCGAGUCGUCGCCUGCUGCGCCGUUCCUCGCUGCGCCGCCCGCCGCCAUCUUUGCGCAGUUCCGCGCCUUCUCCUUCGACGCACCCGCUGACUUCGACAUCGAGCACGCCGCGGCCGCCGCCUCCUUCUCGCCCACCAGCAGCGCCUUCUUCCGCCCGCACGGACGCAGCAGCAGCGCCGCCCUGCCCACUGCCGCCUUCGCCGCCGAGCACCUCGCGCUCGACAGCCGCAGCGCCGGAGCCGCACCGCGCCGCUACUCGAGCAUCUCGUCGACGUCGCGCGCUGCCUCGUGCACCGCCUCGCCGAGCGACAGCAGCUGCUACGUCUCGCCGCCGACGGUCCGCCGCGCCUCGCUCCAGCUGCUCGACUCGCCCGUGCAGCCUGCACUGCGCAGCACCAGCGGCAGCACCUCCACGCCGCCGCUCGCUCACCGCCGCGUCCUCUCGCAGCAGCAGCCUCGCGCUGCGCCGCCCUCGUCUGCGGCUCUGGCAGCACGCAUCUCUGCGCACUCGCAGCUCCUCUCGGCACCCGCCGCGCCUCGCCGCGUGCCAUCCACCUUUGCCCAGGGCCGCUCUCCUCCGCGUCGCGUCCUGCGCUACCGUGGCCGUGCCGUCGCUCCGCUUCUCGCAGCACACGCGACGACGCCGUCCGACUUUGCGCCUCUGCCCUGCCUCGUUCUGCAGGCGCCCAUCGAGCUCGCGUCUGACGCGUCCAGCGACCUGUGCCUUUGAGCACAGCAUCCACAUCUAGCAGCUAUGGCCUCGCCUCAGCCGCCGCCCGGCCAGGGAGGGCCGCAGCAGGGAUACGGCCAGCCGCCGCAGCAGUACGCGCAGCAGCCCGGCCAGCCAGGUCCGCCCCAAGGAGGGCCGCUCGGCGCACGUCCGCCGUUCCAGCAGAAUCCAUCCGGUCUCCAGGGUGAGUUUCGCUCAGCGGUCGGGGACUGGCGGACAGUCCGGAUGAAGCACGCGCGCGGGCAAAU